GGUUAAUGGCGGCUAAAUUACUUAACUAUACCCAAAUUCUGGUUUGGGUACUAUACUGCAAUGUUUGUAAGACAAAAUACCAAUCUUACAAUUUAAUCUGAUUUAGGUAUUCCGUUCAAAUUCCGGCAAGGGCAAAAUAGGAAUUCUGCAUACGUGUCUACAUUUAAGCAAGCUGGCGGCCAGGUGGCGUAUAGGUGGCGUCCAACUGUGCGGAAGUUGAAACGACGUCGUUUCUGCAGAAGAAAAGGCGCGCCAAACCCUCCCUUCUCUUUCUCUCUUCGUUUCCAGCUUUUCACUUCCACUUUUUCAUUUCCACCUUUUCAUUUGUCUUAAUCUUUAGAUUCCCAGAUUACUGACAAAGCCCGUUCUUCAAUUUCAUAGCAAAAUUAAAGGUUUGUUUUGUUGAAACAGAAAGGGUUUCGCAGGUGUUUGAUUUGUUUAUUGCCAUUUCGAAGCACAAGUCAGUAAACUUGUGACCAAGUGGUCCCAAGGUCUAAAAAAUGGUGAAAAGUUCUGAAUUUGGUUUGCACAUAUGCCAUGGUGGUCGCUUCAUAAACAAAGAAGUCAAGCAACACUAUAUGGGAGGGGAGUUUCUGACCAAAAUAGGGUUAGACCCUGAUCGUUUUGGUUAUUUUGAUCUCGUUGAUUAUGUCAAAGAAAUAGGGUAUAUGUCGUGGGAAAACCUUUAUUAUCGAAUCCCUACCACUCAAAGACAUAUAGUAAUCGUAGAUGAUAGUUGUGUCAUGAAUAUGUUAACAGCAAUGGGUAAGAAUUUGAUAAUUACAGUCUGUGUUGAGGGUGGGGUUAAAGCUACAAAAGUUACAGAUCACAAACAACAGCCAAAGAAAAUGGUGACUGUUAAGGGUAAUGAUGUUGAGGCUACUGAUUGUGAUGUUGAGGGAAACUUGGGCGAUGCUGAGGGUAGUGAGAGUGACUGUGAUGGUGAGCCAAGUGAUGGUGAUGGUGAGGGUAGUCAGACUGAGGGUUAUGGCAGUGAGAGGCAAUGUGGGGUUGAGGGUCAAUCUGAGGGUUUGCAAGACAAGGGUAGGAAUGACAUAGAUGAGGAAUCUAAUAUUCCUCGAGAUGUAGAUGACUGGGGACCUUUAGACAAUGCAACAUUCUCUGAAAUUGAAGAUGUAAUAAACAUGGAUUGUUGGGGUGACAGUAGUGAGGAAGAAUACCAACCUAGUGAAAGUGAUUUGUCAGAAGUUAGUCUUGCUGAUUUAGACUACAUUUCUGAUGAAGAAAAUAUUGAAUUAAGGAAGAAAUUAAAAAAAGUUGAUAGUGUUUUUAAUUUGCUGAAUGAGAAUGAUGGGUUUGAAGCCGAUGUAGAGCACACCUAUGUAUCUGAUUAUGAAAAUGAAACCCAUGAAUUUGUGUCUGAGGAGAGUGAUUCUGAUUUUGAACCACGAUUGAGAAAAAAAAGACUCGUGUAUGAUCCGAAGUGUGACCAUAACAAACUUGAAAUUGUCAUAGGUAUGCACUUUCAGGAUGGUUUUCAGUGUAGAGAGGCUUUAACCACUUGGGCAAUUGAAAAUGGUAGGUACAUUUGGUUUAGGGCUGUUUCUAAGAAGAAACUUUUAGCAAAGUGUACUCCUCCUUGCCCUUGGAAAGUGUUUGCAAGUGCUCUGCAUGGUAAUGGUAACUUCUUUAUAAAAAGUUAUGCAGGUGACCAUAACUGUACUAAGGCAAUGAGUAAUAAAUUAUUAAGCUCACAAUGGGUUGCAAAACGUUACCUCAAUGUCUAUAGAGUCAGGUACAAUUUAGGGGUGAAAGAUCUUGGGGCAGAUAUUCUAGAGAGGUUCAAGGUGAGAGUACCCAAAGAUAGGCUUUACAAGGCUAGAAGACUUGCAUAAGAAAUGGUGAGAGGUUCCAUAGAGCAACAUUAUGGUUCUUUGAGAAAUUAUAUUGCGGAAUUGAGAAGGGUUGAUGGUGAGGGGCACUAUGAGCUUAUUCUUGAAGCAGAUACUGUAUUCAAAGCACUAUAUAUGGGUUUGAGUGCCUUGAGAAAAGGAUUCAAGAAGAGUUGCCGGCCUGUCAUAGGCAUAGAUGGAUGUUUUUUGAAAACAUACCUCGGCGGUCAUCUCCUUUGUGCAACAGGCAAGGAUGGAAACAAUGGUAUGUUUCCAAUUGCCUGGGCCGUAGUUGAGGCUAAGAAUGAAGGUUGCUGGACUUGGUUUUUGAAGUGUCUUCUUGAGGAUUUAGAUAUUGGAGAUGGCAGUGGGUGGACCUUCAUUAGUGAUCAACAGAAGGGAUCGGCAAAUGUCGUUGCUGCUUUGGCUCCAAAAGCUGAGCACUGGAACUGCGCCCGACAUGUAUACAUGAAUUGGAAGAAGGAACACAAAGGGCAGACACUGAAGAAUAUGUUCUUCAGGGCUGUGUAUGCAACGCAUGAAGCGGAGUUCAAAGUAGCAGUUCUUGAGUUGAAGCAAGAGAGUGCCGCGGCGCAUGAAGAUUUCAUGUCAAGGGACAUCAACAAAUUCUAUGUGGCCUGAAGUCGAGGGUGCCGUUGUUAAACCACCACCAAAAACAAGAAUGCCUGGACGUCCCAAGAAGAAAAGGGUUCGGGCACCUCAAGAGAAGGAUGGAAGGAUGACCAAACAUGGACUAGCAAUCAAGUGUAGCAACUGCAAGCAGACAGGGCAUAACAAAAGGAAAUGUACUGAUGCAGCCAUCGAAAACCCCAACCCUAACAAGCGGAAGAGAGGAAGGCCUUCCAAAGAUGGUGCACGUCCAAAAGGAAGCAAAGAAAAGCAAGGAGACAACCCAAGUGAAGGUACUUCCACAAAUAAGAAGACUGCAACUGACCUACAAUCUCAGACGAAAAAAAAAGUGGAUCAACUCAAUACAAGGGUAGAGGGGCAGCUCUUAAAGGGAUUGGUGUUUACGUCAACGAGGCCACUGGAAAUACCUUCUACCAUGGUUCGAGCUCAUCAAAGAAAGUGAUGUUGUUUCAAAAGUUCAAGAAACCAAGAAUUUCCAAGAACAAAGAAAGUGGGAAUACCUCGACUGCCCAUAAUAGUGUUGUCACUGGAGUUACAACAACACAAGAAAGUAGGAAUGAAGAAGCCUCAACCCAAGAACUGUGAAUGAAAAUGCAACUUUUUGUAUAUUUUGCAAACUCAAGGAAAUGGUGAACAUGUUGAACCUUUGUUAUUGUGAAUCAGAAUUAGCUUCAAAUAGCUAACUGUUGAACCUUUUUUUUUGUAAGUUAACUUGAUGUACAAGUUAAGGUUUUUGUUCCA
Molecule: messenger RNA, 3245 nt
Organism: Salvia miltiorrhiza (redroot sage)
Lineage: Eukaryota; Viridiplantae; Streptophyta; Magnoliopsida; Lamiales; Lamiaceae
Exons: 6
Coding region: 501-1856 (451 amino acids)
Source: RefSeq, a predicted model, not a curated record